AUGCGCCACGACCUGACCUCGACACCUCCCUCCUCCGCCUCCCCCCUCCUCCCCCUCCCCCGCUCACCCGUCGCAUCGCAAACAGUGGCCCGCAAUGAGGAAAAGUCGCAGUCGAUGCUGUACCGCUUCCGCGAGGCCCAGGCCGCAGAGCUCGGCCUCGUCGGUCGCAGCGACCGCCGCCCGAGGGUCGCGAGCUCGUGCAAGGACCUGCGCCAGUGCGAGCGGUGGAGGGGCGAGAUCCUGCGCGACAUCAGCCGCAAGGUGUCCAAGAUCCAGGACGCCGGCCUGACCGACUACGAGGUGCGCGACCUCAACGACGAGAUCAACAAGCUCCUGCGCGAGAAGCACCACUGGGAGAACCAGAUCAUUGCGCUCGGUGGCGCCAACUACAAGCGCGCGGCGGGCAAGAUCACGGACCAGGACGGCCGCGAGGUGCCCGGCCAGAGGGGCUACAAGUACUUUGGCCGCGCGCGCGACCUGCCCGGCGUGCGCGAGCUGUUUGCGAGCGCCAAGGCCGACCAGGACGAGCUCCAGUCGUACAAGGUCCUCAAGGUGACCCGGUUCGACGGCGCGCCCAACAGCUACUAUGGCGACGGCGCCGAGGAGGGCGAGGCGGGGAGACAGCUGCUCGAGGAGGAGAGGGAGGCCGAGGAGAAAGCAUGGGAGGACGCGGUCGACAACCUCGACGGCGAGAUCGACGACAUCCCCUCGCUCCCGCUCCCGACCCGGUCCCUCAUCUCGCUCGCGCCCGCACCGCCACCCGACGCGACCGACGCCGCGGCCGCCGCCGCCGCCGCCGACGCACCAGGCGGCAAGCGCAAAGCGCCCGCGCCGACCAAGGGCGGCAAGAAGGCCAAGCUCGCCGAUGGGUCCGCCGCCUCGUCCUCCACCACCCCCUCCUCCUCCUCCUCCACCACCGCCGCCGCCACCACCGCCGCCGCCGUCGCGCCCGCACCCGCACCCGGCGCCGGCGGCGGCUUCGAGAGCGUCUUCACGGCCGACAUGCUCCUCCCGCCAAAGCUCCUGAGCGCAAAAGACGUCGAAAAGGUGCUCGUCGAGCGGCAGAAGAGGCUCUUGCUCGACGAGUAUGGCGUCGACGGCGAGGGUGAGGGCGACGCCGAGCGCGAGGCGGCGUGAGCGAGCGAGCGAGUGUGGGUGUGCGUGUUGGAGGGAGAGGGCUGUAACGAUGUACUUUGCUCGAGCUAG
Messenger RNA from Rhodotorula graminis WP1, 1206 nucleotides. RefSeq lists its product as uncharacterized. Gene Ontology annotation, biological process: generation of catalytic spliceosome for second transesterification step; mRNA 3'-splice site recognition. The transcript has 4 exons. Bases 1 to 1137 code for a protein of 378 amino acids. Lineage: Eukaryota; Fungi; Basidiomycota; Microbotryomycetes; Sporidiobolales; Sporidiobolaceae. Gene Ontology annotation, cellular component: post-mRNA release spliceosomal complex; Prp19 complex; catalytic step 2 spliceosome. The record is from RefSeq and is a predicted model, not a curated record.